Tetrahymena thermophila SB210 is the source of this 1023-nucleotide messenger RNA. Its product is annotated as transmembrane protein, putative. Lineage: Eukaryota; Ciliophora; Oligohymenophorea; Hymenostomatida; Tetrahymenidae. The record is from RefSeq and is a predicted model, not a curated record. The transcript has a single exon.
UGAUAUUUAAUUAAAAUCUUGAUCAGAAAGCAAAUCAAACUUAUUUUUUUUAUUUAUAUGUGAUGAUAAGUCAUUCAUUUAUAAAUAAAUUAAUAUCAUUCAUACAACUUAAAAGAUUGAAAAAAUAGAAUAGUGGAGAUAACAUUAAUUUUAAUUAAACUAAAAUGAUAAUUGACUCUUAAUUAGUUGGCAAUGUGAUAGAUGAGAUUGCAUUUAACGAGAACUUGAAUGAUGACGAAUAAAAUGAUUCUUUGUCUAAAAUGUUUAGCGAAAAUAACCAUUUGAGGAAUCAUCAUGAUUUGCUAAAACCUUGGGAAAGUAGAGAUUUCAAGAUGCUACUGUAAUCUUACAUAAAUAUUAAAUACAAAAAAGAAAAAGUACAAAUUCCAAAUGACUUUGCUGAAAAAGUCUAUGUGAAAACUUACAAUUAAAAUAUUAAACCAAAUAACAGAUUCAAGUUACCUUUGAAAGUUUUGUAUCAUCCUUAUGUAACAAAUGAUGAUUAUAAUUAUGUUAAUGAUAAACUAGGCAGAGGAUAGAGACUAGAACUCUACGGGUCUCUUGGCUCUAUUUUUAUAACUUCUACAAUUCUUUUCACAACCAAGUGGGGAAAAUCAAUUAAAAACUAGCCAAUUCAGUUUUAUAGUUUUAUGGGCAUUCCUCCUAUUUUCAUGAUUUUUUUUGCAUAGGUCUACAGUAACUACUACAUUAACUAUAAGUUGCAAAAAAUAGGAAUAUAUAGUAAAUAUGGAUUGAGUUCCGGUAAUGCUAAUGCCUAUUGAAUUUUCAAGAUAUUUUCCUUAUCAAAGCAAUUUCUUUAGUUUAAUUCCUAAUAAUUUUAUUUAAAGUGAAACAAUCUAAGAUAACUUUUAAUAUUUUAAGUAUUUAUUUUCUUCAUUUAUUUUAUUCAAUAGAUAGAUUGAUGGAUGUAGUAAAUUUUAAUAAACUAUAAUUUUUAUAAAUUAGUUUUAUUAAUUUAAUAUCAUAUUAUCAUAGUUAAAUAUAUAUAUAUAUUAUCUCAUA